Notothenia coriiceps (black rockcod) is the source of this 2745-nucleotide messenger RNA. RefSeq names its product UDP-galactose translocator-like. The annotation marks the transcript as partial. The record is from RefSeq and is a predicted model, not a curated record. Lineage: Eukaryota; Metazoa; Chordata; Actinopteri; Perciformes; Nototheniidae. Gene Ontology annotation, biological process: pyrimidine nucleotide-sugar transmembrane transport. The transcript has 2 exons. Gene Ontology annotation, cellular component: Golgi membrane. Gene Ontology annotation, molecular function: pyrimidine nucleotide-sugar transmembrane transporter activity.
GUGCAGCAGGAGGGGAAGAAGGAGGCGUCGGUGUCGGACGGCACCAACCAGAACUACACCGUGGGCCUGGUUGCCGUGGUGAUCAGCUGCUUGUCGUCGGGAUUCGCCGGCGUCUACUUUGAGAAGAUCCUGAAGGGCAGCUCGGCGUCCGUGUGGAUGAGGAACGUCCAACUGGGCGUGUUCGGCAUCGCGCUCGGCAUGCUGGGACUUUGGUGGAACGACGGAGACGCCAUCGCCGAGCGCGGCUUCUUUUUCGGCUACACGGGCAUGGUGUGGUGCGUCAUCUUCAACCAGGCGUUCGGAGGGCUGCUGGUUGCCGUGGUGGUGAAAUACGCCGACAACAUCCUGAAGGGUUUCGCCACGUCCUUCUCCAUCAUCGUCUCCACGGUGACGUCCAUCUACCUGUUCGGUUUCCACGUGGACCUGCUCUUCACGGCGGGGGCGGGGCUUGUGAUCGGAGCCGUCUACAUGUACAGCCUCCCCAAAGCGGCGCCCAGCUCCUCGUCUCCUUCCUCCGCCUCCUCCUCGUCCCCUUCCUCCUCCUCGCCCCCUUCCUCGGCGUCUUCAGCGUUGAACGGAGGCGUCGAGAUGGAGGCGUUUCUGCCAAAAGAUAAAGCGCGAGGCGUCGAGUCUCCUCCCCUCGCCGUCUCCAUCACAGACUAAAGCACAACAGAUGGAACAUGAUGAUGAUGAUGAUGAGGAGGAGGAUGAAGACCACCCGUCUGUCUGUUUCCUCUCUGCCUUAAACUCUUGACUUUACUAACUGAAUGAAACGAGGAGAAGCCUUACUGGAUGUAUAUCUGCUGUCUGAUCCUCUGUCUUCACUGAGCAGCUGCAAAUAUACAAUAUUAUCAUUAUUUGCAAUUAAGGAUUUAUUUUUGCUAAUUGAUCUCAGAUUUAUACAAAUUAUUAUUGUAUUUAUUAGUAUUUUUGUAUUCAAAAAAUGUGUUGAAUAAGAUAGAAAGAUAUCCCACAGUCCAACAUUUGAUUUCGUCCAUUUUAUUUUUAUUCUUUAAUGUUAUUUAUAGAUUUGUUUCUUCUAAUUUAGUUACUUUUUUUUAACCGUCUCAUGGCAAGGACAACGCAUGGUAUUAAGGUUUCUAAAAAUAUGUGAAAAAAGUCUCGUCAAAAACGGAGAUAUUUAGGUAAACAAUUCAAAACAACGAAAAAACCAACGAAUAAAAGUAGAAUUUAAAUAUUGACAUUUCUUCCAAAACUCAUAAAUAAAAACAAUAGUGAUGAAUAAAUAAAACUCUGACACAAGAGAGUGUGCAAAUGAAUUUAUUUAGUCGACAAAUCAAAUGUUGGUUUUUCAAGAUACGCAAAAAACGUACGAUUUUUUUUUUUUUUUUUUUUUAAUAGUGAAAAAAGUUAACUGAGAUAUAAGGUAUAAAAGCCAAACAAAGAUCCCCACUUCCAAAGAUCAUACAUAAAUAAAACCCUCAACAUAUCUUGACACAAGAAACAUCUUUCCACACUUCCUACUUAGCGCUGGAAAUAAAAGGAUUUGGACUUUUUGUGUCAACAUUUCUCCCAGGAUUUGAAUAUGAAAGCAUCUUCAGACCUUAUUUCCUGUUACAGUCUCCUGAUGCUCUGUUCGGAGAGUACAAACACCCCAUAAGGAUUUCACGAGACAAUUCUGAGUUCCUGUUCUCGUUUCAGAGCUUCAGACCUGAUUUCAUCUCCUAAAAAUCGACUAUUCGGAGAGAAAAGAGUGCCAAAAACCCUAAUAAUGUUUCAAAUGAAAGUCUGGCUGCCUUAUCUCGCCUUCAAAAAGAUACGUCAUUUCUAUUCGACACUCGGAAGAAGAAGGAUUUCACAGAGACAUUUCUAUGAAUGCUGGAGUUCAGACCUGAUUUCAUCUCCUAAGAAUCGACUAUUCGGAGAGAAAAGAGUGCCAAAAACCCUAAUAAUGUUUAAAGUGAAAGUCUGGCUGCCUUAUCUUCAAAAAGAUACGUCAUUUCUAUUCGACACUCGGAAGAAGAAGGAUUUCACAGAAACAUUUCUAUAAAUGCUGGAGUUCAGACUUGAUUUCAUCUCCUUAGAAAUCAACUAUUCGGAGAGAAAAGAGUCCGAAAACCUCCUGAAAACGUUUUGAAUGAAAGUGGCUCUGCUCAGUGAAGACAGGUCAGAGGUCACGCCCCUCUUGCUGUCGGCGUCGCUCUGAGACGUUUGUUUUCGGUGCCUUUUUGUAUUCAUCUGUACAGAAAGCCAUACGAUUGUUAGCUGUACAGUUCUCUCUCAAACCGCUGGAUCUAAGAACUCUCCGUGUUUCUCUUCGCUCGAAAGGACUCGAAGCGUCUCCUCGGAUCAGCCGCUGUGUUUUGAUACAAAGGAAUGAAUGGUAAUAACGAUGGCUCUCACGUUGGGCGUCCUGUUGAAGAUGGAUGUGUCCGUCGAGCUGCUUCCUGUUGUUCUCGUUUCACUUUGGGAGGAACAGGUUUCGUGUGUUUUGUCUCUGCAGGACACGAGACACAAGAGUCUGUUUUAACGUGUUAGGGCCGCACGAAGUGGAAGAAGCGAUUUUUUUAAGAAGCGAUUUUUUUUUGACUUGUUUUGAGGCUCGGUACCAAACAGGUCCACAAUACUUUAAUUUAAAACGGUAUUGUAACGCUUUCAUCCCAUGUUUUUGUAUUUUCGCACUAGUACAUAUCGCAAUUUUGAUCAAAUUCCCAUUAUUGAGUCGCCAUAGAACCGCCCGAAUUCCAGAUUGUAUGCAUUUUAAUAACCACACAGUUAUUUAUG